Quercus robur (English oak) is the source of this 1586-nucleotide messenger RNA. RefSeq lists its product as uncharacterized. Gene Ontology annotation, molecular function: protein binding. The transcript is spliced from 9 exons. Lineage: Eukaryota; Viridiplantae; Streptophyta; Magnoliopsida; Fagales; Fagaceae. The record is from RefSeq and is a predicted model, not a curated record.
GAAGUCAGGCUCACCCCUAUAGGGAUGAGCUGGAGGCACCACUAGGCCAUGAGGCCUUUGGAAAUUUUUAUUAUUUGCUAACAUCUGUAUUUGUCUCAUUUAGUUCUAUAUGAAAAAUUAUGUGUCCUUGGGUAGAACAAAGAAAAUCACCCUUGCAGCAUGCAACAUAUGAAUAUCUGAGAGGAAAGAUAUUGGAUGUAUUUCCAGACCAUCGGAAGGAAGCAGAGGAUCAUCUCUCGAAAGCUGUAAGUGAGAAGAAAUUGUGAGUUUCAACAAUGCCAUGUCUUGUAGUGCUCCAGUUGAGUUUUUUUUCAAACUUGGCUGUUCCAUGUUCCAGGUUAAGUUGAAUCCAGCACUUGCACAGAAAGGAAAAAGAGAGCUAUUAAUGGGAUAAAUUGGAUAGAAAUUUCUAUUUUUUAAGUGUACAAGUCAGAAGAGAAACCUUAUUUUUAUAAUUACCCCUUUUGUAGGAACUGAGAAUGAGGCAGAACUUGUCGAGGAAAGCAUUCAACAUGCUAAGGAAGCUAUUACUUUGGAUGUCAAGGAUGGGAAUUCUUGGUACAACCUUGGAAAUGCAUGCCUUACAAGCUUCUUUGUGACUGGAGCUUGGGAUCACAGCAAACUUCAGCAGUCUUCAAAAGCAUACCAAAAUGCUGAGAAAGAUGAUAGAAUGAAGUCCAAUCCAGAUCUCUAUUUUAACUGUGCUGCUGUAAACAAAUAUAUAGAGAACUAUGAGAGUGCCCUAAGUGGAUUCAAAGCUGCUGCUUUAAAGGAUCCUGGUCCCAACGCUACAGUGGAGGUUCAAAAGAUGGUUAAUCUUCUUGACAAGUUGGAGAAUAUGUUCAGGGGACAUGCUAGAUCUAAACGACUUGCAUCUUUAUCAUCAUCACUGGCUGCUGUUAAUUUGAAUUCCUUAUACAAAAGAGCCACUACAGAUCUUCUGUUAGAUGGUCUGAACAAAGCAGUAGCUGUAGUUGGAAAAGUUCUGUUCUUCAUUAAGCAUGAUAAUGUUGCUCCCCUAUACUAUCUGUUAUGUGAUUCAAAUCAAAUAUGCUUCAUUCUAUCAGUAUAUGGUAUUCACAGUGACACGAUCAAAGAAGGAGAUCAGCCAACUUUAUUGGAACCUUAUUACCGUCAUUUUGAUUUUCCUUGGAAGGAAAAGCACUACCAGUUCAAGUCAAUUCGUAUAGAUUUCUUGGAACAAGUUCUUGUUAAUGGGAAAGCUCUUUCUUCUCACCAAGCUGUCCGUACAUCAAUCUAUGCACGGCAUAAACCUUGAGAAGUUGAAUCAUGUAACUUGUGGGUAUCAUGCUGGUGUUUUUUUUUUGGUCAGUCCUGAUUUAUUUUGUGUUGUAUCAUUUGUAAAUAGUAUAGGGAUAAAAUAUUUAAAGAAAAAUAUGAGAUAAUUUUUUGUCCAAGUCAAAUGGACAACAGAAAACAGUGCAUUGCUGCAUUGUGUUGGGAGUUGCACAUAGAUGAAUAUUGUUCAUGGUUACUAGUUGGUGUUCUUUCAAAUGCUUGAGUGGUUUCUGUGGAAAGCCUCUGAUUUUGUAUUUGCCGAGUAUUCAUUUAAAAAUUUCAUGACA